Molecule: messenger RNA, 1232 nt
Organism: Melanaphis sacchari
Lineage: Eukaryota; Metazoa; Arthropoda; Insecta; Hemiptera; Aphididae
Gene: thoc6
Product: THO complex subunit 6
Exons: 6
Coding region: 211-1221 (336 amino acids)
Biological process (GO): mRNA export from nucleus
Cellular component (GO): transcription export complex; THO complex
Molecular function (GO): protein binding
Source: RefSeq, a predicted model, not a curated record
AUGUACUAUGUAGUGCACUUAGAACAAAUACUAAGCAUUGCAAGUAAAAAGGCAACAGGAUUGAGGACACUGGACAGGACUAUUGGACUUAUCUAUGUAUUAAGUUUAUAACGUUUUAAUUGUUUCAUACUUUUGUGUUUCUAAAAUAAUAUUUAGUUUCUUUUUUUAUAAAAUAUAUAAAUCAACAUAAAAGCAUUACAAUUUUAAAACAUGGUCAAUAGUAAAUAUUACACUACUAUUUUAUCUCAAACAUUUUCUCCUUGUGGGAAUUAUUUGAUUACUGGUAAUAAUUAUGGAAUAUUAACAGUUUACAAUUUAAAAAAUGAAUUGCAGUCGGGAGUUGAAUUCAAAGAUCAGAAUUUAUCAGCUGGGGGUCGAUCUUAUGAAUUCGAGAUGAUACGUAAAAUGCAAAUAAACAGCAUGGAAUCGGGUGAAAAAUUUUUGAUAAUUGGUGGUGUUGGUCUUAUUGUUGGAGUGGAUUGGGAAACUAUUAUUGAUAAUAAUUUUGGCGAAAACUCAAAAAUUGAACCUCUCAGUAUCAGUUGGAGUAUUAAUAUUCCAUCACCCAAGGAUUCAAUGUUAACUAUAGAUGUAAAUUGUUUAAUAUUGAACAAAGAGGAUAAUGUCUUGUAUGCUGGCUGUGGUGACAAUACUGUUUAUGCAUUUAAUUUAGAAUGUGGUGAUGUUAUACAGAAAUUUGAAGGCCAUAGUGAUUUUAUUCAUUCUAUUGAUAAACUAGAUGAUACAAUCGUCUCAGCUAGUGAAGAUGGAUCUGUCUUAUUUUGGGAUGUUCGUUCUAAAGAAUAUUCAUCAAAAAUCAUCCCCAGCAAUAAUCCAGAAAUUAAACGUCCUAAUCUUGGAAAUUGGGUUGGAUCUGUUACAAUCACUAAUGAUUGGAUGUUAUGUGGUGGUGGAACUAAACUAUCAUUAUGGAAUCGAUCAAUGGCUGCUCCCAUGACAGUAUACAAUUGUGUUGAAGAUUCCGGAAUACAUGUUACUAAACUUAUGGAUGAAACAUUAUAUGCCGGAGGAUGCUCAAAAUAUUUUUAUCAGUUAUCAUUUACAGAUGAAAUUCUGUGUAAAAUCGAAACUAGUCCAGUGACUGUUUUCAGUUGUGUUAACCAAGAAAAUCCAUUUAAAGUAACAUGUCUUGCAGGUUCCAGUUAUAAAAUAGAUGUUUGUACUAAUUUAAAUUACAAAAUGACUACACUUGGAAUAUAGAAUAAAUAUUA